Pistacia vera is the source of this 499-nucleotide messenger RNA. RefSeq lists its product as uncharacterized. The record is from RefSeq and is a predicted model, not a curated record. Lineage: Eukaryota; Viridiplantae; Streptophyta; Magnoliopsida; Sapindales; Anacardiaceae. The transcript has 2 exons. Bases 65 to 499 code for a protein of 144 amino acids.
AGCCUUUCUUCCUCAACUCAACCUCUUUUUGACAACCAAAAACGCAACCGAAAAGUAAAAAAUUAUGACUUCUCUCAAGCUCUAUAAAAACUACUAUCAAUCACCAUUUCUUCCCACUCCCUCAAAGCUUCAUCACAAAGUAAUAAAAACUCGAACAAAUUUUUGCGUAAACAAUGAUUAUUACAGGAGAAAAUUUACUGUGAGAGGAUGCGUUGGGGAAGGAGAAGGAGAUAAGAAGAGAGAAAGGCGAACUUUCUUGACUCUAGAAGAAGCUGGUUUAGUUGAAAUGUCUGGUCUAAGCACUCACGAGAGAUUUUUAUGUCGUUUAACGAUAUCAUCUUUGAAUCUGCUAAGGGUGAUAUCGGAGCAAGAAGGAUGUUCAAUUGAGGAGCUGAAUGCAGGGAGAGUAUGUGACUGGUUUAUGAAGGAUAAACUGAAACGAGAGCAGAAUAUUGAUUCUGCAGUCCUUCAAUGGGAUGACUCUGAGUUCCAGUUUUGA